AUGGUCAGUGAGUUGCAAAGCACUCACGUGAGUCGUGCCACCUGGCCCGAGGUGGAUUCAGAACUGGAACUGAAUGUGCUGGAACGGGCCAGUGGGGAGCCAUCAUCCCCCACAAAUCACCUCUCCAAGAGGCAGAUGAGGGAGGAAAUGGAGAGGCUGACUACCCAGCUGCAGGUGAUAACCCAGGAACGAAAUGACCUGCGGGAUCGCUUGAUCCUCCUAACAGAAGGAUCCUUGGACAAUAGGCCCUACAACAGGCCAAACCCUUUCGUGGAGAAACUCAAGAAGGAACACAAACAUCUCAUGAUGGACCUCCAGAGCUUGGAGACAGAGAAAGCUGAAGCCUCAGAGAACCUCAGGGAGCUGGACAAGGAGACUGGCUUCUAUCGCAACCUCCAGAGCAGGCUCCUGAUGGAGCAGACUCAGCUGAAGAAGAGAGUGGACAUGCUGAGGCAGGAGAACAGGAAAGUGCAAGGGGAUUGGGCCCUGCUGAAGCAGAUCUGCAAGGACCGAGAGGAGAGCAGCGACCUCCAGACCAAGCAGCAGCAGCAAAGGUCUGAGAGACUGCAGCAUGAGCUAAACCUGGCCUCAGUCCAGCAGGAGAGCCUCCUCCUGCAGAAGGAGCAGCUGGAUGAGAAACCACCUGCUGAGCCCCAUCCCCAGCAGCCAUGGAAUGCCUGGGAUGACAUUUCUUUAUCUAAAUUUGUUACCUUUGUGUGA
Acomys russatus (golden spiny mouse) is the source of this 720-nucleotide messenger RNA. RefSeq names its product disks large homolog 5-like. The record is from RefSeq and is a predicted model, not a curated record. The transcript is spliced from 6 exons. Lineage: Eukaryota; Metazoa; Chordata; Mammalia; Rodentia; Muridae. Bases 1 to 720 code for a protein of 239 amino acids.